Candoia aspera is the source of this 1782-nucleotide messenger RNA. RefSeq names its product testis specific 10 interacting protein (gene TSGA10IP). Gene Ontology annotation, cellular component: cilium; photoreceptor connecting cilium; ciliary basal body. The coding region runs from base 27 to 1682 and encodes 551 amino acids. Gene Ontology annotation, biological process: cilium organization. NCBI's taxonomy places the organism in Eukaryota, Metazoa, Chordata, Lepidosauria, Squamata, Candoiidae. The transcript is spliced from 8 exons. The record is from RefSeq and is a predicted model, not a curated record.
GACUCUUCCAUGUUGUCGUGGGCACCAUGUUGAACCCUCAUCGCCAGUCUGUGCUGACCAAUGCCUGUAUCAAGCCCUCCGUGGAUCCCAUCACCCGGACCGCCGGCACCAUCUAUGAACCAAAGGGCCAGGUCCGACUUUUGGGUCUUCUUUCAGAAAAUUCCCCAUCACAGCAGGAGGACUACCUGGAUGCUGGGGAUGGAAUGCUUAUCUGUAUGAAACGGAACAAAAAGAGAACCCUUCGCCCUGUCCAGAAAAGUUGCUGGGAGCCUGAACAAGCUGGCCCAAAUGUCAGUGAAGCCUCAGAUGUCGAGCCUGAUCAAGACUUAAACAGGCAACUGGAACCUGUCCCUCAGGACCAGAGCAAUGCAUCCCCGCAGCCCGAAAGCGCCAAGCCACCUCGCCCAGGGUCCUUCCCUUUCCACUGGAUGUGGGAGAGCUUUUCCAUCAAAGGCCAGGCUGUCUACCAAGACCGUGUUUUGGAUAAGGCCAAGAAGUUGACCUUGCCGCGGGCUUCUACCGACAGCCACCGGGAGCCCCCUGGCAACCCCCCCUUGUCCUUGGGCUCCCCAGCUCCCAAAGACAGCCACUGCUUGGAAGUCUUCAAGGCUUCUGGAACCCCCCAGAAGCACCAUCCUCACUCGGGCCUGCUUCCCAGAGGCUCUCUCUUGCCACUCUUCUGGAAGAUGGAAGCCCGGUCAGAAGCCCGGAAGCAUCAGUUGCGCCAGGAACGUUGGCGUUGGCUCCACCUCACCCAGCAGCUCCUGGCCCUUGAAGGGCAGGGACUCCAGCAAGGAAAACGCCCCUCCCUCAGGUUGCUGGAAGAGAAGCUCCAAGCAGAGCUUCUCUGCUUGGCCACGGAGCCCGAAGAACCUGGCCCGCAGAAGGAGAAAAGGAAGCCCAAGGCUCGGCCCCCAACUCCCAAGGAGGAGCCGACGUUCAAGCCCAUCAUUAAUCGGCGGGUGCCCAACUUCAAGCAUCUGCAGAGGCACUUCCAAGAGCAGCUGGAGCAGAGGAAAGAGCAAGGAAAACUGACCGUCUGCAAGCCCUUCCACCUUCAUUCCAGCAGCUCUCAGCCUCUUUCGGAAGAUGAGGAAAAGAAAGACCAAGAAGAUUUGUUUCAGGACCUCCGGCAGCGCUGGGGCAUAGACUGGAGGGCCCAGUCUUGCCCAGAUUUUGAACCAUCUAUGGUCCCUCAAGUGAUGACCACCAAGGCUUCUGAUAAAAGACAGGAAGCCAACAGGAUGCUUUUGCUGGAAUGGGAACGGCGAGAACAGCAGGAGAAACGGCGGGCGGAGCUGCGCAGAUUGAGGGCGCAGCACAUGCAGAAGGAGGUGGCCAAGUGCCUGGCUACUUACCAGACCCCAGGACGCUCUGCUGGGUCCGUCCAGAGAAGGCGGGAAGAGCUCAGGAGGCAAGAGAAACAGCGCGUGGAAGAAUACAUGAUCCAGCUGCAGGAGAUGCAAGACCGUGUCGAGAGCCGCCCGUACCUCUUUGAGAGGGUCAUGCAGGCAAAUGCCCGCCAGGCAGUGGAGCGCCGCUUCUCCCAAGUCUUGUCUGCCCUGGGCAUCGACGAAGACAUGCUGUGGAAGCAUGCUGCUCGUCAGUCUUCGGGCAAAUAUGGAGUCAAAGUCAUGCAUCGGAGGACAGAGUCCUUAGAGGAUCUCCGAAAAUCAACCUAAGCGGAAAAUAGGAAGCCAAACCGCAUCUGGGCCACCAGCUACCCCUGCCUUCUGGACAUGUACUCCUGGGCCAUCUGAAAAUAAAACUAACUUUGAGAAG